AUGAAGUUCUCCAUCGUCCCGGUCGCGGCGCUCAUGGCCGCCACCUCCUCCUCCGUCGUGCUCGCCGACGACUGGAAGUGCAACGGCGUCUGGGGCGACGGCGGCCUCCGUCGCUACUCGUUCAGGUUCAAGGGCUACUGCGAGAACCGCUGGGGCCAGUGCUUCCUCGACAACAUCCGCGGCAAGGGCCUCACCGUGCACAACUGGCAGUGCUGGAAGACGGACGACGACGGCUGGUGGCAGGCCGACUUCUCGACCACCGCGGGCCUGGCCUGGCAGAUCAACAACGCCAUCGAGGUCGUCACCGGCUCGUGGCGCGGCUGCUGGCCCAACCACGAGCUGCAGCUCAGCUCGGUCGCCUACCUGCCUUUCGAUGGCCUCCCCUCUCCCCGUGGGCGCCUCGUCCAAAUACUGAACAUGAACAUUCCAAUGCGUGAGAUCCAACACCGGAAAACUAUCGAGAGUCCAUUCGCCGAGAACAAGCACUGUGCGAUGUACGUUCACGAAAAUUGUUGUGCGGAUGCUAAGCCGCUAGAGAUCUGGCUCCAGGGCCAGGACGGGAAGCCACAGAAAUUUGAACAGCAAUUGUCUUUGCUGGAUCUAGACCAGCGGCAGGAAUGCUUUGCCCUCAUAUUUAUGAACGCAAACGAGGUCUCCAAAUGUGAAACCUGUCGAAGCACUCUGGAGAAACAGUUCUCCAUUCCUAAAUUUUGGUUUGAGCUUUACUGUAGAAGAUCCAAUGGAUAUUUCGGCUCCCAAGACAUCGCCUCUGCGGGCAUUAUGACCUGGGCACGCUUCCUGAUCAAGUUCGUGGAGGAGAACGACGAAUACAAGUGGCUCAAGUUUAACAUCAUGACGUAUGCUCCAUCGGCGAAGAGCCAGAUCAUGCUGGUCUUUGACGCCGUAGACCCUACCAAAGAGCUGCUUCUCCGUUGCCUCAUGGACGGGCCGCAGGACCAAGAGAUGGCUGACGACCUCUUCUGGGUGUACUACCGGAUCCUCAGCGACGUCACCUCUCUCUUCGACAAGUCCAUCUGGGGCCUGCGCACUGUCGUCCGUAAGAUCGAGAGCAUCAAGGUGGACACCGACAACAUCGACCGCAGCUACCGCAAGCUGCACGACCUCGCACGGCACGCUAUUCAUAUCACUGAGACCACCGCAACCACCCUAAGCACUGUCGAGCGGAUUUGCGCCGCGCACGGGCAAUACGCGGACGAAGACGGGCAGUCGACCCUGACGAAGAGCACCCGGAAGCGCGUGCAGGAUCACUUCCUACUGCAGAGGCAGAUUGUGCUCGGGCUGCAGAACCGGGCGCUGGCCACCAAGGACCGGCUGCACAACGAGAUCCAGCUCUCCUUCAACACGGUCGUCAAGAACGACAGCGGCGUCAUGAAGACCAUCGCCCGCCUCACCCUCCUGUUCCUGCCGGCCACCUUCGUCUCGGCCAUCUUCAGCAUGUCCUUCUUCAACUUCAGCCCGGAGCGCGACCUCUGGACCGUCUCCCACAUGUUCUGGGUGUACUGGGUGGUUGCAGCGCCCUUGACGGUGAUGGCGUUCUUCUCGUUUCAAUUCCGGGGCCUUAACAGCGAGUCUGGGUUAGUGUCGAACAACGAGGCUAGCACGAAGAAGGUGGAGGGAGACAGUGUGAAAGGGUAG
Molecule: messenger RNA, 1656 nt
Organism: Cordyceps fumosorosea ARSEF 2679
Lineage: Eukaryota; Fungi; Ascomycota; Sordariomycetes; Hypocreales; Cordycipitaceae
Product: Mg2+ transporter protein, CorA-like/Zinc transport protein ZntB
Exons: 5
Coding region: 1-1656 (551 amino acids)
Biological process (GO): metal ion transport; transmembrane transport
Cellular component (GO): membrane
Molecular function (GO): metal ion transmembrane transporter activity
Source: RefSeq, a predicted model, not a curated record